AUGGCUUCAACACAAGGAGUUUUCGGACAAGUUAUCCACUUUGUCUAUACCUGGCUUCCGAAGACAACUGGGAAUUAUAAAAGAAAGAGAAAAGAUUUCCGCCAGAGUAAAAAGCCUGAAAAUAUUUCUCAAAAAACCAGUUCUCCAAUGCUAACCUUUAUGAGAAGUUCGCAAGGCCUUCCAAGCACACCGAAUGCCUCAAAGGUUUUGAUUUUACGAGCUUUGCCGAACACAUGCAAGGGACAGGAGGAGCUCUCGGAAGAUUUAUCUUCUUGCAAUCUUCAGGUUGUUGGAUACAAGUUUUUAUCAAACGAAAAGAAAAUGAGUAAACGAUCAGCUCUAAAAAAAUGGCUGCGACGAAAGGCCAAUGAUGUUUUCCCGAGAAAUAUAUAUUGUGAUGGACAGUUUGGUAACGGUAGACAUGUUCUCUGUUCAAGAGAGCUCUUUGAACGUUCACUGAAGCUAGAUGGUAAGGCAUUAAUCAAUUUUUUUGAACCGCAAACGAAUCCUGCAUGUAGAGAAAUUUUUAGAUUGAGUGUCAAAAAUAAUCCGAGACUGCAUUGGUUUUGCCUUACUUUGCUCUGUGAUUGGUCCUGAAAACUCGCGCCACUCUAUCACUCAAUCAGAUGCGAAACUGAAAGCCCUCGCCACUUGAUCGCCCGCGUUUUCCUGCGCUUUGGGUAGUUUGGUUACUUUGAGUUCACAUUGGCUCUAAACUAUAUUUUCCUUUUUUCCUUUCUUUUGAUAGGCCGUGUGGAUUAGUUUCGUUUUGGUUUUACCACAAUCAAUCAAUCAAUCGAUCAGAUAUGUUCUAGGGAAGGAUGCGGUUGGGUUAGGUUAUAAAGCAAAUUAAAACCUCAAAUUUUGUUGGUAAACAUGCGAGUGUCAAGAACUGAUGAUAACCGAGGGGUGGGACAAGGAUUGAACAGACCAUCUUCCUUUAUCAAUGGAAGAUACAGAGGGUGGCUCCGCUGGGGUUUGGAACCCACCCUGACUCAUCGAUACAUAACGCGUUUUCAAAAUGGCGGCUUCCUAGGAGAAAUUUCUUAGAAACUUUUGAAAAUGUCAAGAUACUCUUUGGAAUCUCAAACCGCGCGAGCUGUCAUUAUUUGACAUGUGCUUUUUGAUGGCGUAGAUUAGAAACAAUUUGGCUUCUGGUGCUUAGUUCUCUUUUAAAUCAUUUUCUCAAUUAACUCCCCUCCAGAUUCCAAACUCCAGGACAUCCAUCCCGGUCUCAGAGGGACGAGGAAGCUACCUUCACGGAGGUCAUGGUCGCGAGAAACAAGGAACCAAACGAUUAACGAAGAACUUGCCGACGGAAUGAGAACAAGUGUUCUCGGCCUUAGCGAGUCAAUCUCUGUUAUACAAGUUAAGCCUUCUAGUGUGAAAUAA
Molecule: messenger RNA, 1392 nt
Organism: Pocillopora meandrina
Lineage: Eukaryota; Metazoa; Cnidaria; Anthozoa; Scleractinia; Pocilloporidae
Source: the annotation of a GenBank genome assembly